Molecule: messenger RNA, 1416 nt
Organism: Heterocephalus glaber (naked mole-rat)
Lineage: Eukaryota; Metazoa; Chordata; Mammalia; Rodentia; Bathyergidae
Source: RefSeq, a predicted model, not a curated record
AGCCCUUGCAGGGAGCCCAGGCCGCAGUUGGCUAUGAGCACCCCGGUCAUCCCCCGGGAUCUGCAGCUGCCUCUGAGUCAGAGAGCCCAGGCUUCCUUCAAAGAGCAAAGAAGAGAAAAAUUUAAGGAACAUCUGUUAAAACGAAAAUCACUUUUGACAUACAAACAGGAAAAUCAGAUUUCCAGUAAUAGAGUGAUGACAUCUGAAGCCCAGGUCCAAGAAUGGACAAAACUUCUGAAACUUAAAACAAAAAUGGCAGAUAAAGAAAAUAUCAGAAGAUAUUCAGAAAGCACAAACGCAAUGAUGGAAAAGAACUGUAUUCCCUUAAAGCCUGCUAAUGAAUCAACCAAUUCUACUACAGCAAUUGAAACACAUAAUUUUGAGGAUGAUAAUCAAACUCUGCAGUUCUUACCAAUUACAAAUGAUUCCCUAUAUCAAAAUAUGACACUAAGCCAGGCAUUUCACCUUAAAAAUAAUGAUAAAAAGAAACAGAUAACUGCAGAAAAACCAAAGCAAGAUGCUAACGUGUCCAAGAAAUCUGUACUAGGAUGUUAUCGUGGCCACAUUGUUCAGUCUAAAGUUAAUUCAUUCAGAAAACCUCUACAAGUCAAAGAUGAGAGUUCUGCAACAACAAAGAAACUUUCAACUGCUCUUUCUAAAGGCACAAAGCCUAAGUCUGUGAACUCCAGCAGUGUAACAUUAAAAAGUGAUAGAGCCUCAAAUAUGACCACUACCACUACAUUUAUGAGCACUACAUCUCAGAACACACAACUUGCAUGGCCUCCCAUUAGAAGCCACAAUAACAUCCAGAACAGGGUAAAACAAGACAUCAGUAGAACCUCUGCCAAUGUCACUGUCCGAAAAAAGCCUCCUGAAAAAGGACUAUUAAAAUCAAAAACAGUUCUACCUUGUGUCAACACCACUUCUCAGUACAUAAAAAGAUGUAAGGCAUUAUCCCAAAACAUAGCAUCUGAACCUGUAGCCAGACCAGUUUCAUUUACUACUACUAAACCGACAGAAAAGUCAAAAACCUUUGACCAACAAAGACAUACUAUAGCAAAAACUACUGUGGAUAGAACUGCUCAGCCCAAGGAAACUGCAGAAGAGAGAAAAGCUCAUCUGAGUGAGUGGAAAGCCAGCAAAGGAAGAGUGCUGAGAAGGCCUCCUAACUCAGUCGUUACCCAGUGUGAGCCAGAGAGACAAAAUGAAAAUCCAGUUAGGUCCUUGUGGAUCACCAUGGCAGAAGAGGAUGAACAAAGAUUAUUUACUGACAAAGUCAACAAGACAUUUUCUGAAUGCCUGAACCUGAUCAAUAAAGGAUGCCCAAUAGAAGAAAUAAUGACCACACUGAAUGAUCUGAUUAAAAAUAUUCCAAAUGCUAAAAAACUUGUUAAAUAUUGGAUAUGUCUUAUAUGA